Tetrahymena thermophila SB210 is the source of this 3489-nucleotide messenger RNA. RefSeq names its product elongation factor Tu GTP-binding domain protein. The transcript has 13 exons. Gene Ontology annotation, biological process: cytosolic ribosome assembly. Gene Ontology annotation, cellular component: cytosol; ribonucleoprotein complex. The record is from RefSeq and is a predicted model, not a curated record. Gene Ontology annotation, molecular function: GTPase activity; ribosome binding; GTP binding. NCBI's taxonomy places the organism in Eukaryota, Ciliophora, Oligohymenophorea, Hymenostomatida, Tetrahymenidae.
AUGUUGAAUUCAGAUACCAAUAGAUUAAAAUACAUAUUGUAGCUCUAAAAAAACCCAAAGAAUAUUAGAAACAUAUCUAUCGUCGCUCACGUUGAUCAUGGGAAAACUACAUUGUCAGAUUCUCUAAUUUCAUCUAACAAUAUCUUCUCCAAGCAAUUAGUAGGAGAGCUGCAUUAUUUAGACUCAAGAGAAGAUGAAUAGUAAAGAGGUAUUACAAUGAAAUCAUCAGCAAUUUCUCUUAUCUAUAGAUAGCAACAAGAAGAUUUCUUAAUUAAUUUGAUUGAUUCACCAGGUCACGUAGAAUUUUCUUCUGAAGUCAGUAGUGCUUUGAGAUUAACUGAUGGAGCACUAGUAGUAGUUGAUGCUUUGGAAGGUGUGUCUGCAUAAACCUAUACAGUAUUAAAAUAGUGCUAUGAUGAAAAGGUUAAAUCUGUUCUGGUCUUAAAUAAAAUUGACAAGUUAAAAUAUGAGUUGUACCAGACUCCUGAAGAAACAUAUUAGCAUUUAUAAAUGAUUAUUGAAUAAGUUAAUGCCGUUAUUAGUUCUUUCAUUAACUAAGAAAAAGAAAAGGCUCUUACAGUUGCUCUAGAAAAUUAAAAAAGCAAUGACAUAGACUCAACUAAAAUUGAAGGAAAUGAUGAUGAUUUCUACAAAGAAGCAGAAGCAGCUUAUUUCUCACCCGAAAAAGGUAACAUCGUGUUUUGUUCUGCUCUUGAUUGUUGGUCAUUUAGACUUUCUGAUUUUGCUGAAAUUUUCGCAGAAAAGCUUGAAUUACCUAAAAAACUGUUAAAUAAGGUGCUUUGGGGUGAAUAUUACUACAACCCUAAAACUAAAAAAGUAACAAGAAACCCUCCAAACGAUAAGGCCAGACCUCUUUUUGAGAGCUUUAUUAUUAAAAACAUUUGGGCACUUUAUGAUUUAGUCCUUAACUAAGAAACUGAUAAGAUUAGUAAAUUCUGUUAAACUUUUAAGCUCAAGGAUUUAACUGACUCCAUGAAAACCAACAUGUCUAAAGACAUCAAAGAAAAAAAGAAAUGUGUUUCUUAUCUUAUGAGUUAAUGGUUACCAUUAGACAGGGCUAUUCUUGCUUGUGCAGUAGAGUGGUUGCCUUCACCUAUUUAAGGUCAAAAAGAUAGACUUAAAGUUAUCUCUAAAAAAUUGGCAUCAUAAAAAGAAAUGAAGAACUGUUAAGAAUAUGCUUUGAUGAGAAAGGCUAUAGAAGAAUGUGAUAACUCAGAAGAAGCGCCCGUUGUUGCUUUUAUUUGCAAAAUGGUUGCUGUCAACAAGGCUCAUUUUAAUGAAAGAAAUUUGCUUUCUUUGUAGGAAAUGUCUAAUGAUCCAUAAACUCGUUAUAUGGGUUUUGCCAGAUUAUAUAGUGGCUUAUUGAGAAGAGGAAAGACUAUUUAUAUUAUUGGUCCUAAAGCUCACCAAAACAAGGAAGGUUCUUAAAAUACUUAACAAAAUAGCAUAUUCCCUUUCACUGUUGAGAGAUUAUACACUAUGAUGGGACCUAAUUAAGAAGGUGUCAAGGAAGUUUUUGCUGGAAACGUUUUUUCAAUCGGAGGUUUGGAUGAUCUUGUUUUUAAAUCAGCCACUGUUUCCAGUUUUGAUUGCUGUCCCUCUUUAACUCCUAUAAAUCUUGGUGCUAAAGGUAUCCUUAAGGUAGCAUUGACUACUCAUAAUUUAGAUGAAAAUUCACUCUUAAUCGAAGGUUUAAAGAAAUUAAACAAGAGUGAUCCUUCAGUAGAAGUUUUCACAGAAAGUAAUGGUAAUAUUAUACUUUCUACAUGUGGUUAGGUACAUAUGGAAAGAUGCAUUAAUGACCUUGAAAAAACUAUGGCUAAAAUUAAAAUUAAAGUUUCAGAUCCUAUCAUUUCAUUUAAGGAGACAGUAAUAAGCAAGAACUUAAAGAAUAAGAGAGAAGCAAAGAAUGAAUAUUAAAAAGAAAGUGAAGAUGAAUAAGAAGAAGAUUUUGAAACUUUGUAGAGAUUGGCUAAAGAAAAAUUCUAAAAAGAAUGUGAAGAUGUUGAAAUUGUUGAUAUUUAAAAUGAAAAAGAUGAAGAUAUUAGAUAUGGUCUGCUUGACGAAGAAAAAGAGAAGGACAAAUUUAAAUAUAAAGUCGAAAAAUUAAUAAAAAAGAAAGACUUAACCAAUAAAGGUAAAGCUCUUGCUAUGUUAAGUAGAGUGAACAUAUUAGAUAUCAUAAAUAAAAAGAAUUACAUUUGUUAGUUGAUUCCUAACGGUAAAAUUAUGUUGAAAGUUAGAUGCAUAGGCAUGAAGUUUGAGUUAGCUGAAUGGCUUGAGAAAAACUCUAAAAAAAUGUAUAAAUUCUUCUUUGAUAUGAGCAAGAAAAGAGAGCCUUAAGAAAUACUUGAUUUCUUAAAAGAUUUUGAAGAUUAAGUGAAUGAAAUAGUAAAUGAAAAGAAAUUAAAAGAUCUGAUUAUGAACAAUCUUGUCUCCUUUGGUCCUAACAGAUAUGGCCCUAACAUGCUCAUAAUGAAUCACAUACAAAAGGAAGAGUCUCUCCUUGAAAAACUGAGAAAGAAAGCUACCUAAGCAUGUAUUGAAGAGUAAAACAAUCAAAACGGAGAGAAUGGAUAGUAGAAUGGUGAAAUUGGAGGAGACAAUCAAUAAAAAGAUGAAAAAAUCUCAAGCAUUAAUAAAAAGCUUAAUACUUUUAAGACAUGGUCAACAAUAGAAUAAUUAUACAAAGUUACUCCUGAAGAAAUAUAAAACUCAAUAGUUUAUGGUUUUGACACUGCUGUUUCAGCUGGUCCACUUUGUAUGGAAUAAAUGAUGGGUGUUAUAUAUAUCCUUGAAGAAAUUUAAGUGAUGGACGAUGAAAAAAAAGAAAACGAAAACUCUUCACCUGAAAAAGAAAGAAAAGAAGAAAACCAAAUUGCUUCUGAGAGAACUUUAGAUGAAAAAGAAGAAAUAGCUUCUGAUUCUACAAGUAAUGCAGCUCACAAAAUGCUUAAUUAGCCUUUUGGACCCUUAAACGGAUAAGUUAUAUCAACAAUGAAAGACUGCUGUUUUGAAUGUUUCUUAGGGGCAUAACCUCGUAUUGUUGAAGGUAUGUAUAUGUGUUAUGUACAAACACAUUAGGAAAAUUAUGGCAAAUCAUUCGAAGUGCUAAAUAAAAAGAGAGCCAAAAUCUUGGAAGAAGAGUUAUAAGAAAGUAGUAAUAUUUUCCUAAUUAAAGCUCAUCUUCCUAUCUCAGAGUCAUUUGAUUUUUACAAUCUAAUGUAAGAUAACACCUCCGGUAGAAUAAAUUCUUAGCUUAUUUUUGAUACCUGGAAAAUCCUCGAAAUAGAUCCUUUCUACGUCCCUCAAACUCAAGAAGAAAUUGAAGAACACGGAGCAACAGUUAAUGUACCUAAUUUUGCUAAGGAUCUAAUUGAAAAAAUCAGAAAGAGAAAGGGUUUAUCUACUGAAGAAAAAGUAGUUGUUGCAGCAGAAAAGCAAAGAAACCUUUCCAAAAAGAAAUGA